GCCAACUAGAGAACAGCAACGCCAAUCCCUCUCAGGCAUGCUUCCCCGCAGUUUAUUUGGCCCGUACGCAAAACCAAACCAAUCUCACUCUGACACGCUAUCACCCGCCCUCAAGCUCAUGUCCAACAGCGAGCGAGGUAAAUACUACAGACGCAGACGCAAGGUCUACAGUGCACAGCUCGAGAGUAGUGUGGCCGGUCUUCGCGAGGAGAUUGCAGCUCUGACGAUAUCACACCAAGUACAGCAGGAACUAGCAGUAUCACAACGUCGUACUCCGUUGGGUGCAGCAGCGCGUAUUGUGGACGAAUACUGCUCACUGUUUAGCCAUGGAACUCCUGUUUGUCUGGCUGUGAACGAGCAGGACGUGUCAGCAUCGCUCGUGGCGCAGGCAACCAAUGCCCAACGAGGGUUCCUGAGAGCGAUCAUGAUCGACAAUGUGCGCUUCGGUGAGUUUCUGGGCGUGGAUCUGCUGUUGCACCAGUGGGAGCGCUAUUCACUGUAUCACGCAGCUAUCGAGUGGACCAUGAAAUCGCUCAAUGUUGUCCAAGUAUGCGAUGCCGGACCGCUGGUGGUUUCCAUCACGGCCGAUCUUCGCGUUCGCUACUCGCGCCGUACAAUUGAGGAAGUAUUUCCACAUUUGCUAGGAGAUGAAGCGCUGGUACAAUCUCUCAUUGGACUCGAGGUCACAUACCCUUGUUCCAAUCAUUUCUACUUCAGUCAGGACGGAAAGAUCGAAUGGUAUGCACCGGAAGCAGACUUUGUAGGUGCUCUUAUGGGCGUGCUGAAAGACCCGGUAGUAGUAGCUCGGGUCAUUGGGAAUGCAUUGAUCAAGAAGGGUCACAUGAUUGGGGACGAGAGCGACGGCCGACAGCUUGCGCUCACGGAGUCGGAGUUCACAGCAGAAGUAAGGAACCCCACUCUGGUCGAAGACUCAUCGUGCGAUUCGCCAGCUAGCAACUCUUUAACCAGCUACAAGCUCAAUGGUAUAAACGGCACCUCGGAGCCUCGUCAGCCCAGCCAGAUGAAACUUGCGUACAUAUUGGGCGAGUAAAUGUGUUUGUAAAAGUGGUAUUCUCAUAGAUUUCUCCGAUUAAAAAAUAAAUCUUACCAGCAACAUGGGUAUCCUGGA
This is a messenger RNA of Phytophthora nicotianae INRA-310, 1129 nucleotides long. RefSeq lists its product as hypothetical. The transcript has a single exon. The record is from RefSeq and is a predicted model, not a curated record. Lineage: Eukaryota; Oomycota; Peronosporomycetes; Peronosporales; Peronosporaceae. Bases 38 to 1051 code for a protein of 337 amino acids.